Molecule: messenger RNA, 1008 nt
Organism: Pocillopora meandrina
Lineage: Eukaryota; Metazoa; Cnidaria; Anthozoa; Scleractinia; Pocilloporidae
Source: the annotation of a GenBank genome assembly
AUGGCCUCUUCAGUGAAAUACAGUGAAGAUCAACUAAACUACUUCAGGAUUUGUUACGUUACCACUGACAUCUUGACCGAGGGACUGCGAGAAAUCUUUAAACAAGAAUGGGAUAGUCGCUACAAGGCCACGUUAGGAGAAUGGAGAGAUGAUCCCAAAAAUGGAUUGAAUUUUUGGAAUGGCGAAUCACUGCGGAAUCAAAAGAAGCAUGCACGUCUAUUAACAACCAUGACCAAAGGCAAUAGAGCUGAGUGGGAUUGCACCAUGCUGUUUUAUGCCAUUCUUUUUUCUGAUUGCAUCCAUAGUCUCAAUCCAGUCGUCUGGUCAAAUGUGGAUAAACUCAGGCUGUUUCGGAACGAAGAGUUCGCUCAUAUCGCACGAGGUCACCUCUCAGACGUAGAGUUUCAAAAUGCCAUUAGCAAAGUGGAAAAUGCAUUUUUAGCUCUCGGUCUUUCUACUGUGAAAAUUCAAGACGUAAAAACCCAAACGUGUUUUCCCACAGAGCAGUUGAUACAUGUUUUGAAGAAGGUGGACGACCUCAAGCAGGAAGUUCAGGAAAAAGAAAAAGAAGUUCAGGAAAAAGAGAAAGAAGUUCGAGAGAAAAACAAAAAUCUUCAAGAAAAAGAGAAAGCAAUUCAGGAAAACAACAAGAAAUUGCAGGAAAAAGGAAAGGAACUUCAGCAAAAAGAACAACAAAGAAAGACCCUUGAAGAACAGUUAAACAGCGAGGCUUCUUCAUUUUGCAUUCUUCCUCCUAAGCCUUCUCAUAAUGUCGCAAAUCGAGAUUCCGAUGUAUCUAAGAUUAUUGAACAGUUAAAAGCGCUGAAAAAUUCUACAGGAUUAAGUUACUUGUACUUAUCUGGAAAUCCUGGAAGUGGUAAAUCGCAGAUUGCCUCACUUGUAGCCAACAAUUUCUUUGACGAGGUCAAAGGAAGUACAUCGUUUGUAAUGACACUAAAUGCUGAAAACUCUAAAACACUUAUGGAAUCGUACGCCACUUUCGCUUGA